Molecule: messenger RNA, 5550 nt
Organism: Solea senegalensis (Senegalese sole)
Lineage: Eukaryota; Metazoa; Chordata; Actinopteri; Pleuronectiformes; Soleidae
Gene: prrt1
Product: proline-rich transmembrane protein 1
Exons: 4
Coding region: 313-1038 (241 amino acids)
Cellular component (GO): membrane
Source: RefSeq, a predicted model, not a curated record
GCCACACACACACACACACACAGAGAGAGAGACUGCGCACUGCCAAAACAGCUGGGAUUAAUUUCUUUCUCUUGAAUUUAUUGUCAUAAUUAAACCGUGUCUGUGUAUGUGAGUGAGUGAGUGAGUGUGUGUGUGUGCGUGUGUGUGUGUGUGGGGCGUGUGUGUGGGUGGUUGAAGAUGAAAACAACUUAAAGAGGAUGGAUUUCACACAUUUGGAAUAAAAGUCUGCAUCACUGCGCGCGACCCGAGCACAGUCCUGUUUUAACAAUCAGCCGGAGUCAAAGGCGUCCACGCGCACAAAAACAGGAAGCUAUGUCGACGGAAAAACACGGUCUGGAUGACUCUGGUCGCCAGACCAUGCAGCCCCCUCCGUACCUCCCCAGCUGGCAGGACCCCAGCGCGGGCCAACACCCUGGCAUGGCCCCCGCCCCGGGCACCCAGCCCAGCUACCCUCCUCCUCCUCCUCCCCCGGGCUCAGACGGCUACCUCCAGGAAACCCAGUUCCAUAGCGGCCCACUGGGACCUCCCGGGGCCCCACAGGGCUACACUGUACAGACCCAGGGUCCCGGGGGCAAUGUGCCUCACCCGCCGGUCGGAUACCUCCACCCGGGCUACCCUCUCCAGCUGCAGCCCUGCACCGCUUACGUACCCGUCUACCCGAUGGCAUCGGGUCAGCCCUACAUGCCAGCUGGAGGAGCCCACGCAGGUAUACCACCAGGCCAGAUUCAUCCCAUGCAAAUGCCACCCAGCAUCACACUGAUGGACCGCCGGCCGCCGCACGACUACCUGCCCAUCGCUGUCCUCACCACUGUCUGCUGCUUCUGGCCGACGGGCAUCAUCGCCAUCAUCAAAGCUGUGCAGGUGCGUACGGCGAUAGCCAGAGGGGACAUGGUGUCGGCAGAAAUAGCCUCCCGCGAGGCGCGCAACUUCUCCUUCAUCAGCCUGGCCGUCGGCAUCGCCUCCAUCGUGCUGUGCACCAUCCUCACCGUGGUGGUCAUCAUCGCCUCGCAGCACCAUGACGACGACUGGGAGCCGUAGCUCCACGUCGACAGGAAACCGCGGCACGUGUUGUCCAGCUACUGUAACUAUUUGGAGGAAACAGGAUCUCUGAAAACUCUAGUGCUUGCUGGCCCUCUGUGUUCAGCCACACACACACACACACACUCAGUACGUUUACAUGCAUGUUAAAAGUCAGAUUUUAGUCAGAUUAAGACAAUAAUUUAUUUAUUUUUUAAAUAUUAUGUAAACACGUUAGUCCGACUAAAAUCAAGCUAGUCUUAGUCGGACUAACGUACCUGGAUAAUGCGAUUCAUAGUCCGAUUACUCCUGAGUCGAACUUGGCGUUUGGUGCAUGCACUUAAGGGUCUUUGAAUCGAAAGUAGAAAGAGACGACGUAUAAACUCCAGUGCUGUUGUCUUACUUUGGACAACACAAGAACCACAAGAGACAUGUCCAUGUAAUUUGUAUCAUUAUUAACAUACAGCCGGUACAGAACCACAGCACCGUCCAUAUAAAUGUCUUUUCUGCUCUGCAUACAUACCUGGACUCGUCAGGCUGUCUGAUUGCCUGACUUACAUCAGUUUAAUGGAGCGACAUCCUAAGCUCGAUUAAACUGUGCAUGUAAACGCACUGACUGAUCGACUGAUGACCAAAAACACAAACAAUCACAGCUGACAUUCGAAUACCAAAUACUAGCACGGCCCAGUAUUGCUGUUAGCUCACUGACCGCUCAAUAUUUCCACUCAGAUAACAUGAGCUGCAGGACGGAAACAAAGCUGCUUUCACUCCCUAUUGAUUCAUAUACAGUAUUCUCUGAUGACGUCCCGGUGCGUUCUUAGAAGUUCUGAAGUCAGGAACUCGGAUUUCAACCUCAACAACCUACAAACACUGUUAUUUUACUCUUCAUAGCACUUCAGUGUAUUUGUUUCACUAUGAAUCCACCGUACACACACUCGAGCUUCAUAUUUAAUCGUAGAUGUAUUUGCACAACACACCAUUGUGCAAAUGUUUGUGUGCAUUGUGAUGGACUAGUAUUGCUAACAGUGGCUAUCACUAGCUCGAGAUACAGUGAACACAGCGGGUUCCGAGUUCCGAUGUAAAUGGAACGCAGCAUUAUGCUGUGUUUACACCAGACUAAUUUGAUGCCAGGAUUUCCCACCGUGUGACAGCCGCGGAGUGUCCGCUCGUUUACUCGUUAAGUAAAUGGUGAGACUCGCCAAGGGUGUGUCCGGCUCCAGACGGCGCAGACACACAUAGGAUGGAACGCAACAAUGCGGCUGAUAUUAGCCACGGUUGAUGCCCGUUGUACUUCUGUCUUCUCUUAGGAAAAUUAAAAAUGCAGUAAAGUGAUCGUGCUGCGCGUGGUGUGAACACAGCAUCAGUGGGAGGACACACACACACACACACACACACACACACACACACAAGCAGCCAAAGGAGGUGUUUCAGGACAGAGGAAGAUUUUAGUCUCAGACACAUACACACGUUUUCCUCUUUAAACACAUUCUAAAAAGUGCCAUGUUUGUCCAGAGCAGUGUUACAGUGUUACAGUGUUACAGUGCUACAGUGCUACAGUGUUACAGUGUUACAGUGUUACAGCUGAGAGAAGAGACGGUCGGGUGGAUUGAGGGGCCGAUGUUGCUAACAGACACAUUGACUGACUUGCUUACCACACACUGAACGUUCAUUUACGACUCAUGGUUUUUGUGUUACGUGAACAUUUUAGCAGAAUAAUGAUGUUUGUUAAAUGAUUCUUUCAAAUUAUUUUUGAUCAUUUUCCAGUGUACUGCUCGUUUUGAAUUGGCUUAGAUUUGAGAUCAUACAAGGAUGAUGACGAGGAUGACGAUGCUGAUGAUACACUUUGUAGAAAGCAGAUGACAGGCAGUAGCUGCUUAGAUUCAUAGCUCACAUAGUGCAUGAUAAACACAAAUGUAGGCUAAUGAGCUUUUAGUGCCAACAUAAACUGUCUCGCAGCUGUUUUUGGGGGAUAUUUCCACUGGUACAGUAUUUCCCGGAGUGUAGAUUUUUCAAAAUGAGCUCAUUUAAAUGAUAGGUAUUUGAAUCUUGGUUUGACAUAUGUUUUAGCGAGUAGUUUAGAAGCGUAUCGUCGCACAGCUCUUUGCUGUAAAACUGAAACUUUAGUGCAACAUGAGACUUCUGAGGCAGCGCAACCCUGCAUGUCAUCCUCACUUAGUUUCUAUUUUGUCUUAAAUAUUGAGGCUGUGAGAUCAUGUAAUGUGGUUUCACGUAUGGUUUCCAUACCACAGCUGUAACAUUACAGUGUUAACUGUUCUGUUAGGUUUCAGGAGUUAAACUGAGAACUGAAAAUGAAUGUUUCCAAAAAAGGGAGGGAGAGAAAAUACUUUUGCCUACUGUGUUGUAGCACUUUCUGCUGAAUGAAAUCAUUUCCUCUCUCUUCCUGUCUUUCUCCUGAUCACAUGACUUAUUGGACCUAUUAACAUAUCUCUUCUGCUCCCUUCCUUCCUUCCUUCCUUCCUUCCUCUGUUGGUCCCUAUGAUAAUGCUAUUUUUUAAAAAGAAUUAUACAUAUACAGUAUAUUUAAAAAGCAAUGUGUUUGACAAUGAACACACAUAGAGACAGUAUGAUGUCUAAUUGUAUUAUUUGACAAACAUUAACUAUUAUUAUUAUUAUUAUUAUUAGUAUGACAUUGUAAUUAUUAUUGAUGUAUAAAGUACAUGAAACACAUCUGGGUUUGUAGUUAUCAAACUGCUAAGAAUUUGACUUUUUUUUCACUAAAUUUGAGUAAAAUCGUAAUAGCUUUAGGAGCUAAUAUCUCUAACUGACAGACAUUAACACAUCUCUGGACUUAAGGGAUAUCAAAGAUAUUAAUCCAAAAGAAAAACAAGUCAUUCAGAGAUGGCAGACUCACCCCGUUCACUCUGUCGGCCUCUGUUGGUCAUAUUGGCAAACUGCGGAAACACAAACAGACAAACGGACACACAGAGCCACUAAAAACAACACUUCACUUGCACUCUGUGGGAUAGAGAAUAAUAAAAAUAUCUAUAUAUCUGAUAAAAGAGCGCCGUUUAAACAUCUACAGCCUGAUUCACAAAAACUCUUUAGUUGUUCAAAAUCCAUUAAAAAAAAGAAGAAAAGAAUCAGCUGUUUUUGUAAAUUCUUUCAAUUUGAUGGAGGAGCGAAGGUGAUCAUUCACAAUUCAUUUAGUAAAAACCAGUUCUGCAAAUGUAGGCCAUCAUCUCCUAAAUAUGGAAGCAUCGUCUGACAGAUGAAUACACAAUUAUUUUCUGUGUCAAAGACGAGCAAAUACACAUUUAUUCAAGUUUGACUUAUUCUGUUUCAACACUUCACCUUCAGCAGUUUGACAAAUACAAACCCCAUGCUUAUGUUGUUGACACGUUGAUAUUUGGGCUCAGUGCUGUUGAGUAUUACUAUUAUUCUAAUUGUGUGUGUGCUGAAUAAUAAGAGUCAUGUCCAGCAUAUUUGGUUUAGGCUGCGACUCCCUGUGUGUUUCCUGAGACAUAGACACACGUUCUGUACAUGUACAUAUAUAUAUAUAAAUAUAAGUAUAUAUAUGUAUAUACUGUUCACCACACACACACACACACACACAUUCUUGUGCUGCAUUCUUACUGAGGACACUCAUUCCUUUGCCCCUUACCUUAACCUUAAAGUGGAACUAUACAGGAUUCUUCCCCUCAUUUAACAGCUGUGGAGUCAUUGUUGUGGUUGAACGGCUUGUUGUGGUUGAGAUUUGGGGCUGGGCUGUUUCCACUCCCGUUACUGUCGGUUAGCAGAACACAAGGCCGCCGACCCGGGGGAAGCGAGGAAGAGGAAACGACUGUCGGCCUGAGUGAGGGUCCAUACACGAGUAAACCCUGGACACAGAAGAAUACAAAAGGGAUGCCGACUGGCACGGACAUGGCUCCACGGCUUGUGUUCGCACAUGGGGAGUGGGGAGCAUCAGCGGGGAGUAACAACAGUGAGGAUGAAGCGGUAGACAAUGGUUGGAUGGCUGUUUACGGCCGUGUCAUAAAUUGUACAGUAGGGGGAGCUCUAGAGAAAAAGGACGAAAAAGCCACCAGACUUUUCUGCUUCAACCAUCACAACUAAAUGCCUAAUCCUAAAAGCAGGUAUUGAACCCCAGAAUGUCCUCAAGUUCCCAGAAUGUCCUCAUGUUCCCAGAAUGUCCUCACAUUCCCAGAAUGUCCUCAUGUUCCCAGAAUGUCCUCACAUUCCCAGAAUGUCCUCAUGUUCCCAGAAUGUCCUCAUGUUCCCAGAAUGUCCUCACUCCCGUGGGUUUAUAGGUCUUUAGGUCCUCACACAGACAGACAGACACACACAGUGACACACAGACACACACAGACACACAGACAGAGCUGGGAUGAGUGAUUUCUUUCUUGUUUAGUUGAGCGUGUGCAGGUAACGCAGUGGGUCACAGAAACCCACCAGUGUAAGUGUGCUUCUCUUGAGGUUCAUUAUUCUGACUGUGUUUCAAAUGCUUUGGUUGUUUCCAAGUUUACUUGUUUUAGUAACAAAUAAAGAAUCUGAUUUUUUUGGUGGUGAACGACA